Oppia nitens is the source of this 1762-nucleotide messenger RNA. Its product is annotated as putative neutral ceramidase C. The transcript has 7 exons. Gene Ontology annotation, biological process: ceramide catabolic process; long-chain fatty acid biosynthetic process; sphingosine biosynthetic process. Gene Ontology annotation, molecular function: N-acylsphingosine amidohydrolase activity. NCBI's taxonomy places the organism in Eukaryota, Metazoa, Arthropoda, Arachnida, Sarcoptiformes, Oppiidae. Gene Ontology annotation, cellular component: extracellular region. The record is from RefSeq and is a predicted model, not a curated record. The coding region runs from base 38 to 1762 and encodes 574 amino acids.
CACCCAUUCAGGAUCGGGUGGUUAUCUUAAUUAUUUAAUGUAUAACAUACCUUCACUGGGAUUUUCCAAACAAAAUUUUGAUACAAUUGUCAACGGAAUAAUCAGAAGCAUAGAUAGAGCACACCAUAGUAUGACCAACACUAGGAUAUACAUAAAUACUGGACAACUCACCGACACUAGCAUUAAUCGGAGUCCCACGGCUUACAUGAGAAAUCCUGUAGAGGAACGGGAUAGAUAUGGGACCAACACUGACACCAAUAUGACUGUUCUAAAGAUGGUAUCUACCAGUGGUCAAGAUUUGGGUGCCAUUGUAUGGUUUGCUGUACAUUGCACCAGUAUGAACGAGACUAACCAUUUGAUUAGUAGUGAUAAUAAAGGAUAUGCGUCUAUUAGUUUUGAAAAACACAUGAAUGGCGGUACACUUGUUGGAAAAGGACCUUUUGUUGCACUUUUUCCUAAUACUAAUGAAGGCGAUGUAUCUCCUAAUACAAGAGGACCCCGUUGUGUGGAUACUGGACUACCCUGUGAUGCUGUUAGCAGUACAUGCAAUGGAGAUAUAACCAAAUGUAUAGCAUCGGGUCCUGGGAAAGACAUGUUUGAGAGCACCCAAAUAAUUGGUGAACAACAAUAUAAAAAAGCUAAAGAACUAUACGAUAGCGCCAACCAAGAAAUAGUUGGACCCAUAGACUACAUUCAUCAGACCAUUAACAUGGAGAACAUUGAGGUUAAACUACCUAAUAAUCGGCAGCAAACUGUUAGCACAUGUAAGGCGGCUAUGGGAGUCAGUUUCGCUGCCGGCACCAUUGAUGGUCCCGGUUUAUUUCCAUUCACACAAGGAGUGACAGCAAAUGAAUUUUGGAACAGAAUCUCACAGAAUAUAAUAAAAACACCAAAAGAUUUGGUUGACUGUCAAUAUCCGAAACCGAUUCUCUUACCGACCGGUUAUCUUAAAAUACCGUUUCCCUGGGAACCGUCUAUAGUGCCGACACAAAUAUUUCGUAUUGGACAAUUGUUGAUAGUGUCGGUGCCCAACGAAAUGACUACAAUGUCUGGUCGACGGCUCCGGGAGACAGUCAAAAAUCAAUACGAAAAGUCAUCAGUGAAUGGCACUCAAGUCGAUGUUGUUAUUUCUGGUUUGUCCAAUACGUACUCAUCAUAUGUGGCCACUUUUGAAGAAUAUCAAGCUCAACGUUAUGAGGGCGCCUCUACUCUCUACGGGCCGUAUACUUUAGAUGCCUACUUACAACAGUACCGUAAAUUGGCGGCAUAUCUAGCGGCCAACAAACAGAGCCAAUUAGAUGCCGGUCCUCGUGAACCUGACUAUAAUGAUAAGCAGUUUACUGUAAUACCGGAAGCAAUGCCUGACUGUGUACCACCGGGUCGUAAGUUUGGUGAUUGUUUGUCUCAGCCACGACUCCAGUACAUUAGUGGUCAGCGGGUGAAAGUCAGUUUUGUAAGCGCCGACCCUAGAAAUGAUGUACGAAGCGAAAGCACUUUCCUUAGUGUCGAGAGAUUAGAUCCACAAAACAAUCAGUGGAUAUUAGUGGCCACUGAUGCCAAUUGGGAGACAAGAUUUUUAUGGAAACGAAUUAAUAAUUCAUUCCUAUCGUGUGAAAGUCAGGCUACUAUCAUAUGGGAUAUACCUAAUGAUACACUGGUUGGCAACUAUAGGAUCAGACAUUUUGGUAAUUAUAAAGAUUUGACUAAUAAAGUGUUUCAAUUUUACGGAAGCACCAGAAAUUUCCGAGUUAUGGCUAAUUGA